AUAAACUCAUCGCUAGGGCAUGGAUUGGCCUCUGGAGAAAGUUACAAUCACGCGAGCGUAUUAACAUCAGGCUGUAAUUCACGUUACCGAGAGACGCUGGUGUGUCAGUGAGACCCUAACUACAAACACGAAAAAUUGGACAGUGGUUGACAUGCACCAUGCUUCCAACGAGCGCGUGCCUGUGAUUGACAAGUCACAGUACCAAAGCCAAACAUGCAGACUGCCUAAAACGCAAUAUGAACUGUUUAUGUACGUGUUGUCAGGGAUAUACUUGUAACACGUGAUUGCAAGGAUAUAUAUAUAAUCAAGUUCACGACUUAGUGCAUCCUUGAGCCCUGAACCAUCAUUGCCCUUGGUGGAUUUCUGGCACGAUGGAGGACGCAAUCUCAUUACACUAUCUCUUAGUCGGCAUUGUGCUGUUGGCUGUGACGUCACAAGGAUUCUCCAAAUCGGUCGAUGAAAUCGUGGAUGAAGACAUCAAAAACUUCCACAAGGAGAUACAACCAAAAGAUUCUGGAUUUGACGAAUUUACGGUCACCCACCUUAUUGAAAAGCGAAAUGGGGAUUCAAGAAUACCGUUCGUGAGUGCUUCGGUAUAUCGGCGGAAGCGAGCAAUGGAAGAAACGAAAAAGAACUUAUCAGUUGAAUUUAAAGCUUUUGAUGAAACAUUCACCAUUGACCUACAACACCAGAAAUCUGUAAUACAUCCUAACGCUAAGGUCAUCUUAACAAAUGGUGAGGAGGAGCAGGAAUGGGAGGGCCCACACCCGGACUGUUUCCUUACAGGGAAACUGACAUCGCACAGCACCGGAACUGUAUCAUUAUCGUACUGUCAUGAACUGGAAGGAGGUAUGUGGACAGGGAACCAUGAAUAUCACAUUAUGACAUUGCCGGAACGCCUACACAAACGGGACACCUCUAGUGGGAACAUACAUUCAGUAUUAGUGUCUAGAAGGAAUCUCGGAUCCUCUCUAAUCGAUUCGUUACAUCUACAACGUGAUUCAAUAAAUCCUGAAGAUAAAAAGACAGAUCGAACCAAACGCGCAACGACUUACGUCAUCCCUUCUACGUCAUUUACUAUGGAGCUCGCGGUAUACACCGACCAGGACUUCACGUCACUCUUCGCCUACACUGACGUCACAAGGAGAAUCGCCGCCAUCGCUGCCAAAUACAAUGGGGUACAAGCUGAGUGGGGUCGAACUACUGACCUGGGUUACACUGUCACCAUGGUUAUAAAAUAUAUCAACAUGUUUGAUACUAACCCGCUGUGGUACAAUGUUUCCACCUCCGUUGGGGUUGACCUACAACUGAUAUGUGAAGGAGCUGCCACCAGUGCCCACGACCCUUAUGAUAUUGUCUUCCUCCACACUGGGGUUUCCGGGGCUAACCUCGGCGGACUGGCUUACCAAAAUAAUAUUUGCACCAACAACUAUAAGUGUGGCGUUUCUGCGUCACGAAGUCUCGUCACUUAUAUUGCAACAGCCCAUGAGAUAGGCCAUAACUUAGGGAUGUACCACGAUGCUGACAGAGGCUGUGCAAGUCCUGAUGUUGGAGUAAUGGGAGGAAAUGGAGCAGGCUGGAGUACGUGUAGCAAGGCCAGCAUGCAGUCAUACCUUGAGACUGGGAGAGGACAAUGCCUUUGGGAGACAAACAUUCCAUUGUCAAACGUGUCAGCUGACUUACAGAGCACAUCACUCACAGGAGAGCUCAUGGGUCAGACUCUUUUGGAAGACGAGGUGUGUGAGGUUCUUUAUGGUAGCGGGUUCCGGUUUCGAGAGUAUCCCAAUUUUAAUAACUGCGGUUUAUUCUCCUGUGUGGACAUGAAUAGAGGCACCACUUAUGGACAAAUGUACAAGGAAUCUACCGGUAUAUCAGGAAACUACUGCGGGGAAGGAAGUAUAUGCUUCAAGGGCGGUUGCAGAACUCUAGCAGCUGCUAAACUGACAGGCGCAACCGUUACAGCUGGGGGUUGGUCAAUCUGGGGUCAAUGGUCAACUUGCUCUCGUACAUGUGGAACAGGAAUCCUCAAUAGAAGACGUAUAUGUAAUAACCCCAGACCGAAGAACCAUGCAAUGUGUUCCGGUGACGAAUACGAGGCAGAGCUAUGCAAUACCACGCCCUGUCUAGGGGACAGCUCAGUUGAAGGCACACUGAAAACCGCUAGAGCGUCUGAAACAUGCUACUCGUUGGUGCAAUAUGGUAUUAUUGACAGUGCUAACUAUAAAACUACAGGGACCGUUUUCAACAGUAUUCGUAUGGGUAAAUGUGAGGUAAAAUGUGACCCCCAGACGGGCUACACGCCUCCAUCCUACACUCGGUACGGUCUGAUGCCUGACGGAUCGCCGUGUGACGAGGUUCUCCAUGAAUUGGACGAGAAAGACUGGCCCAGAAGACCUGGGUAUAAUGACUAUUGUCUUGAAGGCUACUGUCAUGUGUUUGGAUGCGAUAACAAAUUUAACGGACAACAGUAUGACCAAUGUGGUGUUUGUGGGGGAGAUAACUCUACCUGUCUCUUCUACAAUUCAGUAUUCACCGACUCCUUAGCACAAGGUGAUCGGGUGACUAUCGUCCAACUACCUGCUGGUUCCUUUAAUAUUCAGUUUUGGUUCACGUACAAUCUGAUGAGUAAUAACUACGUAGAGUUGUGGAGUAAGUAUGAUCGAGCCAUCAUUGCCUCUAGGGUGGGAUACAGCUGGGUGUUCGAAACAGGUGAUAGUCCAAUUUCCCAUGCCGGUGCAUUCUGGUCUUUUUACUUCAACACGCAAUAUCUGUUAGGAAGGGGAGUUCUGACUGACACUGUUACUAUUAAGUUCUACAAUCACGAAGGCAAUGCAAAUAUUGGCGUCAAUUACGCAUAUUCUGCUCCCCUGAAUGUUGGAAGUUGCACUGGAACCUGUCAGAACGGCGGCACAUGGGACAGUUCAGUGUGUGCUUGUUCCUGUCCUGCCAACUACUACUCCCUGGAUUGCAGCAGUGCAUGCAACACACAGUGUAAGAAUGGUGGGACUGUUAUAGAGAAUACAUGUGGAUGUCAGUGUAAUAACCAAUCGUUUGGUGCUACUUGUCAAACAUGUAAGGUACCUUUUACGGGACAGGCAUGUCAGAGCUGUGUGGGCGCCACCUGUCUGAACUGUGGCGUAUUUGACAGCUCCACAUGUCGGUGUAAAUGUCUUGAUGGGUAUGGAGGAACGUCUUGUGAAAACACGUGCGCUGACACGGGUUCUUCGUGUGCUGCUGACGCCGCCGCAGGAAACUGUGAAACAGACAACGUUAACAUGGAGGCUACCUGUCCCCUGUCCUGUGGGCUAUGUGUGGCAAAGUCUCCUCCUGAUACCUGUUCCACUGCUGUAGUGUUCACGACAACAACGUCUAGCAUCACGACAACCACACCCCAAUCGUCUACGUCUUCGUGCACUGCGGACGAGUUUAGUUGUGGAAACGGUAAAUGUGUGUCCACCAAUGUGACGUGUGACAAUACGGACGACUGUGGGGAUUACAGUGACGAGUUGAGCGACUGUAUGUCUAGUACAGUAUUACCCAGUACCACUACCACAGCUAUUUCUUCAACACCUACUGAAAGUUCUACUACUACCACAGCCCCAUCCUCGAUUGAAAGUUCCACCACUACCACAGUCCAAUCCUCGACUGAAAGUUUCACCACUACCACAGUCCCAUCCUCGACUGAAAGUUCCACCACUACCACAGCCCCAUCCUCGACUGAAAGUUCCACUCCUACCACAGCCCCAUCCUCGACUGAAAGUUCCACCACUACCACAGCCCCAUCCUCGACUGAAAGUACAACCACGAGAUCUACGACAACUACCAUAGGAUCCAUGGUAACCACAUCGCCUAGUACCACUGUCGUUAUAGCAACCUCCAUUGCUUACCCUAGUCAGAGUGUCAGUUCUACGUCAACUACUUCUUAUACUAUUACUACUACUCCUUCUUCUUCCACCGCCUUUCCUACUCCUACGUUGACCCAGUCAGUGUCUACGGCUGACCCUGACGGAGGUACACCACCACUUACAAGCAAAGAAGUUGCAAUCAUUAGUGGAGCUAUCGCAGGGACUGUUAUACUGAUUCUAGCAGCCUCUGGGUAUGCUGUGUACAAACGCAGGUCUAACAGGGCGGAUAGUCGAGCGAAAAGGUUUUCUAACACAUCAUCACAACCGUCUACUAUUCAGGGACAUAUCAUGGAUGAUGGCUACUAUGAGCUUAUCACGCGCGAGAAUAAUACAGGUUCUGCCGGUAAAAAUUACUAUUACAAUGGCCAUCAGCUUAACCCAGGGUUACAGAACUAUUCAGACAGGGAUAUAUUAAAAAACUAUAGCUACGUUUACAGGGGAAAGCGUUAAUUGCAACCAAUGACUAACUUUUUGUCAUGCUGUUGAAAUCCAAGCAUCCGUAUUAUCCAUCACUAUCAUCAACCAUGAAUCAUCGCUGUUUCUUGAUUUAUUUUUAGCAUUUUCACACACUUUGUCACUAUAUUUAUUGCAUUCUAUACAAUCCCAUCCUAAAAUCUUGGUAUGACAUUCUUUCUUUAGAAUUUGUAGUGGUUAAAUAAUUAAUUUGUAAAUCCCUUCCAAAGAUAUAAGCAUAAAUUUCAGAUUAAAUGUAUAGGGUAUUAAACGUAUUAAUCAAUGAUCACUCACAAUAUAAUUACGGCCUGAAUAGCCUUCUUCAAGGGCGAAAGUCCAUCUUGUUUUUUCUGGAGUAGAGAGUUGCUGUUGUGAGUUGUUUUAAAAAAUACAAUACAUGUGAUGAUAAUAUACAUUUUGUAAACAUCUUGACUAUUUCAAACUAAAACAUCUGUUUAAGAUAUAGCUAUCCGUCAUUUUAAAUAAAUUAAUUGUAUAAUUGACUCCAUUUCAUUUUUGAGCACUGCCUUGUUGACGGAAAAAACUAUCUAAUGACCAGUGUGUGUGUGGGAAGUAUAACAUUUAAUAUCACACUUGUUUCUCAUAUAAAAAAUAAAUGAAGAAUUGAUAAAUAUACCGUGGUGUGAUAUAUUACUGCCCAGAUAUAAAUUCAGUUCUUUCAGAACCAACAUUACUUAAAAUUCACACUGAUGUGAUUGUUUUGUAAUGAUAAAAAUAGUAAUUUUUUCUUCACUUGGAAAUUAUAGAAAACGUAAGUAACACGUUAUCUUCAUCAGUCAUGUAAAGCAAUAUUGUUAUUAUUUUGAUUUUUCUUUUGUAUAUAUGUUUAAAACGGUUAUGAAAGGAUAAUUUUCAUAGUAGAUCCUAAUCAGAGAAAUCAGUUUAGGAAUGAUAGAAGGUACAAUAUUAUUAAAGGCAUAUGAUAAUAUAUUUUUAUAAACCAAUAUAUGUUUCGCUUUUACAUACGGACACAAUUAAUUUGAUAUGUAAAUAUACAUUUUUAUGUCUUGCUGAAUGCUUAUACAUUGAAAACAAAAGCAAUGUUGUUUUACCAUGCAAGAUCCAGCACGUGGUCGUUCCAUAUACCUCUACCAAUGCUAGUUCUGUAUGCACACACCGAACUUACGUGGAUGAACAUACAUCGGAAAUGUGCACAUCCUCUUAAAGAAUUUAUAAUACAACCCACCGUCUUUGGUCUGAUUGAGAAAACACCCAAAACAAAACAAAAUGAAAACAACACUAAAUUUGUGAAAAGAGUUUAUGAAUCACUAUCUUGAAUAAUUGAUGAAAAUGCCCCUUUUUCGAAGAUUUUUGUUCAUUAAAGAUGUGAUGUAAUCCAUUUAUUAUAAGCUAAAGACAAUUUUUUGUUGCCAAUAUAUAUAUAUAUGAGUACACGGUGUAUUUGAGCUCAUUUGCUUUCUACGAAAUCGACCAACGAUGUCGUUCUUAUAACAGCUUUAUUUGAAUAUGCUAUGUCUUCGAUUCAAUACAAAGAUACAUGUGUAUAAUCUUUUUAACGUGCAUUUUAUGUGUCAAUACUAAACGGUAGGUGCAUUAUAAUUAAUAUUAAGUAAAGUGUAAAAUCUUAUAUAAUCCGAUUUUGUACAUUAUUGCAUUCAGUGAAAAUAAAAAUCAUCAAUUACAUUUUUCCCUGUUCGUAUCCAAACUAUUUAAGAAAGUGACAGUAAACAUUUGUACUCUUUCAUUGAAGGCUUGUUUAUAAAUUUGAAAGCAACACAUUAUCAAAUUUCAGUAACCUUGUAACGCUUAUUUUAAGCGUUUUCUAUAAUUAAAGAGCUCCGUCCCACUGCACUAUGGAUUAUCGUAUAUAUAGUAAUCUUUCCUUAAUUUCGUGAUGGACAUAACUGUAGCACAGGUGUGCCAGCUCACCCAGUCGAUCAAACGUUUGUACAGCAAUCGGAGGUCCAGUGUUCGAAUCCUGAGUUUGUAGCUGUGGUACGGGAAUCCUGGAACUAAAACUCCAGUUUGAGGAAAUGUUAUGCUCUUGGUAAUGUUGAUUGUUGAUAUUUCGAAUGAUAAUUAUUUUCGUAUGAAUUCGUAGUUAUAUUAUGAUGAUGUACCUUCUCCGAUUUUGUGUUACUGUUGCUUUGUUUUUUGUAAAACAUGAAGAAAUAGCUUUGUAUACCGAAAUCAUUUUCACGCAAUUAAUUAACAAAAUCUUAUUUGGUCAAGGAUUUUGAAAACAAAAAGAGAAUAAAAGACAAAUAUUGUUGUCAGUGUUAACUCUUGACUGUUUGAUUGUUGACAUGCUUUAAGUGAGUUACAAAAAUGCUGGUUUGAGCACAGAACCUAUGCUUGAGCAUGAGAAUAAUGUCAUGAAUACGGGCCUAUUUUCCUUAAACAAUUUCAAGUGUUUCUAUAUAAACAUUUCCUCUGUUCAUAUUUGACCUUAAUUUUAACGAUUUUGAGUCAAAUGCCAAUGUCACUGAAUAUAACUUGGAAAGGGUUACCCACACCGUGUCUUCUUGUGCACUUUUCCGUAAGCAAUAUCUGUGAUCUUUUUUAUUGUAUGCAUUUUGUGCGUGUUGUAUAGAGUAAUAAAACUAUUUUUCUUCUUCAAGACUUAUUAUUUUCAUGUUGGUUAAAGAAAGUUGCAUUUGUUUUGCUAAUACAAUCGUAUUUAAACAUAAUACACCUAAGUUCGUCUUUAGAUUAUAAAUAUCAAUCUCAAAUUACCUUUAAUAAUAUAAACCAUACAUCAAUAUAUCAUCUCAUCAAUUGAAUUUACAAUAAAUCAUUAACAUUUAUAAUAACACGUCUGGAUGUAACAACGUUUUUCAUUGGCCAACAAUCAACAGACCAUAACGUUGUUACACCACCUUAUUAGUGAACAGAAAUGAUUUUCAUUACCUUUGAGAUGAUAAUAGAUAUUAUCAUGAUGUGUUUGUAAAUAUUAGCGGAAUAUGUACCAUAUUAGAAAAUAUCGACAAAAAAAUGUUACAAGUGGGAUAAACACUUUAACAUUUUACUAUGGGAAUUAAAAUGUUUUUUGCAACAACAA
Messenger RNA from Mizuhopecten yessoensis (Yesso scallop), 7401 nucleotides. Its product is annotated as A disintegrin and metalloproteinase with thrombospondin motifs 6-like. NCBI's taxonomy places the organism in Eukaryota, Metazoa, Mollusca, Bivalvia, Pectinida, Pectinidae. Gene Ontology annotation, biological process: proteolysis; extracellular matrix organization. The transcript is spliced from 29 exons. The record is from RefSeq and is a predicted model, not a curated record. Gene Ontology annotation, cellular component: extracellular matrix. Gene Ontology annotation, molecular function: metalloendopeptidase activity; protein binding. Bases 372 to 4355 code for a protein of 1327 amino acids.